GAUUACCACGUGUAACACAAUAUGGAAAACAAAAACCAAUUAAUAGUUUAGAAAAUAAAGAAAAAAGUAAUGAAAAGAAAUCGAAAUCGCUUGAAUACGAAAAAACCGAAAGAAUAAUUGACUGGACAAGUGUAGACACUAAUAUAAUAUUGAAUAAGAUAUUAUCUGAAAAUUUUGAAGAAUAUAAUUUAAUCAAUACUUACUUGCCUUUUUAUGGAUUUCCAUUUAAUAAUAUCAAUAAGGAUAAAGAAUUAGUUGAAGAAAUUAAAUUUAAUUUACGAAAAUAUUAUUUAUUACCUGCGUCAGAUAUACAUCGAAUUAAUAUAAAUGAUUUGGAAGAUGAAAAUAUUCAACAAUUUGAAAAUGAAUUAUUAAAUGGAACAAAUACUUCAAAUGUUGAUGAUAAUAUUAAACUUAUUCGUAAUUCUACUAUAGAAGAA
This is a messenger RNA of Dentiscutata erythropus, 440 nucleotides long. NCBI's taxonomy places the organism in Eukaryota, Fungi, Glomeromycota, Glomeromycetes, Diversisporales, Gigasporaceae. The record is from the annotation of a GenBank genome assembly.